CAUAGAUUCAGGAGGAUCCCUUUAUUAUCUCAACGACGCGGAAGCGGAUGCGUGGAUGUGCAAGCUGCAACGCUUGAAUCGCGGCCGCCUCCUCUGCUCCUUUCUGAUAUCUUUCGCUGGCGGCUUCUCCUCCGUCUUGCUCGUCUGCUCGCCGAGGUAGGCACGCCUUUUUGUUCCUCCUCCCUACCUGCGACCUCUUGCUUCGAUGCUAGCAAGCAGCAACCGUGGAGAUAGAUGUAUUCUUUCUCGCGCUUGGCCGCUCCUAUUAAUCCGUGGGAGCAGGAAGAUGCUUUCUUGCACGCUGCUGUUAUGAGCAAUUCGUCGAACAGCUUAUGCGCAUCGUGCAAACGGCAAAGCCAAAUCCUGUGUAGUUGAUCCAGCAGACCUCCUUCUCUUUGUUGAAUUCGCUGGUUGUUCUCAACACGUGAACCUCGUCCUUCGACUUAUACUUUGAAAUCUCUGCUUGGACUGGAUGUGAAUCUUGUUCAGAGAAUUAAUUAUGUGACAGCGUGAAGCAGAUAUGGCAGAUUCCCUGUUUGUUGUUCUCAGAAAAGUUGCUCUUUCCCUGGGAGAAAGGGCACUGGAGAGGAUCGGCACGGAGGUGGUCGAAGCAGCACCGAUUUUGACAGAUUUUGAGCAUAGCAUGAAACAAAUUGAGGGCGAGUUCUCGAUUCUGCAGGCAUUUAUUGGCCAGGUUAGUGCAGAGAAAGUUGGUGACAAGGCAUUUGAUGCAUGGUUGGACCAAGUUAGAGAUGUUGCCCAUGAGGUGGAAGACAUCAUUGAUGAGCAUGCUUACCUUACCGCGCAAGCUGUGGUGGAUACGGGCAGCUUCUUCAAGAGAAAGUUCCUUCAGAUCAAGAACUUUGUGGCAUGGCAGAAGUUUCCUAACCAGAUCAGUCAAGUUGAAGCUAGAAUUCAGAGGCUAGCAGAAAUGAGGCAUCGAUAUGGCAUCUCGAUAGGUGAAUUAGACAGGAGAAACAAGUUGCAGCACUCCAAUCAGCUCCCUAUGCCAGAUUCUGCUUACUUAACUGAUAGCUCUGACAUAGUGGGAAAUGUUGAUGAAAUUGGGAGAUUGACACAAUGGCUACUUGAGGAGAAACAAGACCGGACUCUCAUUACCAUCUUUGGUAUGGGAGGUUUAGGAAAAACUACUGUUGCAAGCAGCAUAUACAAGAGUCAAAAGAUCAGAAGAGCUUUUGAUUGUCACGCAUGGGUUACUGUAUCUCAGACUUAUCAAGUUGAAGAACUACUAAGAGAAAUCAUGAAUCAGUUAGUAGACCAGAGAGCAAGCAUUGCAAGUAGUUUCAUGAAUAUGAGUCGCAUGAGAUUAGUUGAGGUAAUACAAAGCUGUUUGCAGGACAAAAAGUAUUUGAUUGUCUUGGAUGAUGUUUGGGAUAAAGAUGCUUGGUUAUUUUUGAACUCUGCAUUUGUCAGAAACAGCUUUGGAGGUAGAGUGCUGAUGACAACUCGGAGAAAAGACGUGUCUUCUUUGGCAGCUGGCAACUAUAUCAUUGAACUUAAAACUCUAAAAUGUGCUGAAUCUUGGGAACUAUUCUGUAAAAAGGCGUUUCCUGCAUCAAAAGAUAACAUAUGUCCUGAAAAUCUUAGAUCUUGGGCUGAGAAAAUUGUUGCCAAGUGUCAAGGAUUGCCUCUGGCUAUCGUAACCAUUGGAAGUAUUCUGUCGUACCGUGAAUUAGAGGAACAGGAAUGGACAUUUUUCUACAACCAACUUAGCUGGCAAUUAGCUAACAAUCCAGAGCUCAAUUGGAUUUCUAAUGUUCUGAAUCUGAGCUUGAAUGAUCUCCCAAGCUAUCUGCGGAGCUGCUUUCUGUACUGCAGCCUCUAUCCUGAAGAUUACAAGAUUAAAAGAAAAGCGAUUUCCAAGCUAUGGAUCGCGGAAGGUCUUGUUGAAGAGAGAGGAGAUGGAACAACAAUGGAGGAAGUUGCUCAGUGUUACCUUACGGAACUCACUCAGCGCUCUCUUCUUCUAGUCACAGAAAGGAAUGCAUGUGGAAGGGCUAGAACAUUUCUGAUGCAUGAUCUUGUGCAAGAGGUAACCUCGAUCAUUGCUAAAAAGGAGAAGGUUGGUGUUUCAUAUGGCGAUGCUGGUAUAACCCAAGUUGCCCAUGAAGCCCGCCGCUUAAGCAUCCAAAAAGGUGCCCAGUCCUUAAAAUCUUUAGCAGGCUCAAGACUCCGCUCGUUCAUUUUGUUUGACACUGAAGUACCAUCGUCUUGGAUAUAUGAUGUUUUAUCACGUUUUAGACUACUGAGGGUCCUAUGCCUAAGAUUUUCCAAUAUUGAACAAGUGCCGGGCGUGGUCACAGAAUUGUAUAAUUUGCGUUAUCUAGAUUUUUCUUACACAAAAGUGAAGCAGAUACCAGCAUCAUUCAGAAAACUUGCUAAGCUACAAGUUUUGGAUCUGAGAUUCAGCUACGUGGAGGAAUUGCCACUUGAAAUAACUAUGCUAACCAAUUUACGGCAUUUACAUGUGCUUGUAAUCCAUGAUCUUCAAGAAAGAUCAUUGAAUUGCUUUGGUGCUACAAAAAUUCCUGGUAAUAUUUGUCAUUUAAAGAACCUGCAAGCUUUACAAAUUGUUUCGGCCAGUAAAGGUCUGGUUUCACAGCUGGGGAGCUUGACAUUGAUGAGAAGUUUGGCUAUAAACAAAGUGCGUCAAAGCUACAUUGAAGAGUUAUGGAACUCCCUGACAAAGAUGCCUAACCUGAGCAGGUUGGUUAUUUCUGCGUGUGAUAUGGAUGAGGUUCUUGACUUGAAAAUGCUAAAGCCCUUACCAAAUCUUAAGUUCUUCCGGCUGGCAGGAAAGUUGGAGGCAGGUGUGCUUCCAUCAAUAUUUUCUAAAUUUGAGAAAUUAGCAUGGUUAAAAAUGGACUGGUCUGGCCUGAAGAAGGAUCCUAUUAUCUCCUUCUCUCACAUGUUAAAUCUAGUCGAUCUGCGACUCUAUGGGGCAUAUGGUGGGGAACAGCUAAGUUUUUGUGUAGGAUGGUUCCCCAAGCUUGAGUUGCUGACAUUAGCUCACAUGGAACGUCUGAGUUGGAUUGAGAUAGAGGACGGAACAAUGAUGGGUCUAGAUCAUUUGGAACUAGUUGGUUUAGGGAAUCUAAAGGUUGUACCCGAGGGCAUCAAGCACAUUAGGACACUCCACCAGAUGUAUCUGAAAGAUAUGCCAAAUGGGUUCAUACAAAGCCUGCAAGGAAGUGGCAGUCACAUUGUUAAACAUAUACCUAGCAUCCAUAUGUUUGAAUCCUCUGAUUCUCAAGCAGUAAAUAACUUACAAUUUGUGCCAUAUCUUGCCAAGAAGUUCGGUCCUGGUGCGACUGAGCAUGCCCCUAUGUAUUGGGGCUCAUCUGGGACUUGACUGUUCGGUGUGAGCUUUCAGCAACAAAUAUGUAAUUCCUUUGUGGACCAAUCAUUUCAAGGGUGAACUAUAUGUGGUCCAUCUUGUUGCCAAAACUCUAGAGCUUAUUGUUUGUGUUGUGCAUGCCUCAUAUACGGGUUUCAAACCAAGCUACUGAAAUGGUUUGCUACUGUCAGUAAAGAUGGACUCAAGAAAAGUUCAGCA
This is a messenger RNA of Phragmites australis (common reed), 3577 nucleotides long. RefSeq names its product disease resistance protein RPM1-like. The record is from RefSeq and is a predicted model, not a curated record. Gene Ontology annotation, biological process: defense response to other organism. NCBI's taxonomy places the organism in Eukaryota, Viridiplantae, Streptophyta, Magnoliopsida, Poales, Poaceae. The coding region runs from base 521 to 3373 and encodes 950 amino acids. The transcript has 3 exons. Gene Ontology annotation, molecular function: ADP binding; protein binding.